AUGGCGUCGGAAUAUAAGGAUUCCUCUGGUAGAAUUAGGUGUCCGUGUGUUAGAUGCAAAAACAAUAGGCUUGAAACUUUACCUAUGGUGAAAGCACACGUAUUCGAUUGGGGUUUUCAUCGAGGUUACGAGAAGUGGAUAUAUCACGGUGAAACAGAAGCAGAUGUUGCCAAUGUGGUGGACGCCAACGAUGAUGAUGUUGAUGAGAUGAUUCCGAUGGUCGAAGACUUCCUUCUACCUACAACCGAAGAAGUUGAAAAUAAUCCUGCGGCGGGACAAUUUUAUGACGAUCUGUUUGACGAGAUAGAGGCUGAGUUAUAUCCUGGUUGUAAUUGGAUAUCUUCUCUUAACUUUUUAGCAAAAUUAUUGCAUUUGAAAGUUAGAGGCAAGAUUCCGAAUAAAAUCUUCGAUGAAUUACUGAAAUUACUAAAGCUUGCAUUUUCGAAGGGAAAUAAAAUUCCAUCAACCUACUACGAGGCUAAAAAUAGAUUACAGAAAUUAGGGUUAGGGUACGAGUCAAUUCAUGUAUGUGAACAUGACUGUUGUUUGUUUUACAAAGAGCAUUCAACUAAAGAGACUUGUCCAAUUUGCGGAAGUAGUAGAUGGAUUUCUCCUGAAAAAACUGAUGGGAAAAAGGUACCACAUAAGGUGAUGCGUUACUUUCCAUUGACUCCUCGAUUAAAAAGACUGUACAGUUCAAGACUUACAGCGAAGCAAAUGUUAUGGCACUAUACUGGGAAAUCAAAAGACGAUGGGAUAAUGAGACACCCAGUGGAUGGGUUAGCGUGGAAGGAUUUCGAUGCUAAACAUCCUGAUUUUGCUAGUGAACCUCGGAAUGUUCGUUUAGGUUUAGCUGCAGAUGGUUUCAAUCCGUUUGGCAACAUGAGUCAAGCAUAUAGUAUGUGGCCUGUGGUGUUGGCUAACUACAAUCUUCCACCUUGGAUGUGUAUGAAAGAUAAUAAUUUCAUAUUAUCCAUUCUUAUUCCUGGACCAAAAUCACCGGGAAAGGACAUGGAUAUAUUCUUGAGACCAUUGGUGGAUGAGUUAAAGGAGUUGUGGGUUAAUGGUGUCGAUACAAGAGACAGUAUAACCAACACUAUGUUCAAGUUGCGUGCAGCCUUAUUGUGGACAGUUAACGAUUUUCCUGCUCGUAGCUAUUUAUCUGGAUGGAGUGGUCAGGGAUACAAAGCUUGUCCGACGUGUAAUGAAGACACAACUUCUGUUCGAGUAAUCGGUAAGACAUCCUACAUUGGUCACAGAAGAUUCCUUCCAAGUAACCAUUUUUACGAGAAGAGACACUCAGUUUGA
Molecule: messenger RNA, 1308 nt
Organism: Humulus lupulus (European hop)
Lineage: Eukaryota; Viridiplantae; Streptophyta; Magnoliopsida; Rosales; Cannabaceae
Exons: 1
Coding region: 1-1308 (435 amino acids)
Source: RefSeq, a predicted model, not a curated record